Messenger RNA from Lytechinus pictus (painted urchin), 7871 nucleotides. Its product is annotated as endothelin-converting enzyme 1-like. Gene Ontology annotation, biological process: protein processing. Gene Ontology annotation, cellular component: plasma membrane. The transcript is spliced from 16 exons. The record is from RefSeq and is a predicted model, not a curated record. Gene Ontology annotation, molecular function: metalloendopeptidase activity. Lineage: Eukaryota; Metazoa; Echinodermata; Echinoidea; Temnopleuroida; Toxopneustidae. Bases 59 to 1834 code for a protein of 591 amino acids.
UGAGCUGAACACGACGAGCAGUGCGGAGUUAAAAGCCCAAGACUUCUUUAUAUCAUGUAUGGACGAGGAUAGUGUAAUAGAAAAACUUGGUGCCAAGCCUCUAGUGGACAUCAUUAAUUUACAGCUAGGAGGUUGGAACGCCACAGGAACAUUCAACCUAAGCACAUACGAUUUCAACCAGACGAUAAGAGUACUGGGAACGUCAUACAGCGAACAGCCUUUCUUUAGUUUGUUUAUUGCUGGAGAUGACAAAAAUUCAUCGAGAAACAUAUUGCAAAUUGCUCAGUCAGGGUUAUUACUCCCAGAUUCAAGUUACCUCAUCAACAAAACUGAGGAUGAUCCGGUUUUAGCAGCUUAUAUCAAGAUGAUGGUGACCGUGGCAACGCUAAUGGGAGCAGACGAAGAUGAGGCCAACAGACAAAUGAGGGCAGUCUUAGAGUUUGGCCAAGAUAUCGCAAAUAUUUCAGUAAGAGAUACUAACAACGAGGAUCAAGACCCGGAGAUGCUAUACCACCUCAAGACGAUAGACGACCUACAAGAAAUCAUGCCUGCUAUAGACUGGUUGAGUUAUCUCCAGUUCCUCUUCAACGGUACAGACAUUCAGAUCACCAAGGAUGAGCCCAUUGUUGUCUAUGCACCGGAUUUCCUCCAAGACAUGGCCAAUCUCAUUCUUUCUUCAGAUCCAAUAGUGGUUCACAACUACAUGAUCUGGCGUCUUGUCACGUCUUUGAUGAACCUACUCAGUGCAGACUUCAGGCAAGCCGACCAUGACUUUGAUCAGGUACUCUCUGGCAAACGCAGCAUACCAGCAAAGUGGAGAUUCUGUGUUUCGGACACAGACGCCAGUGUGGGCUUUGCCUUGGGGGCGCUGUUCGUGAAACACGCCUUUGAGGGACAUAGUAAAGCAAAGGCGGAUGAAAUGGUCGAUGAAGUCAAGUCAGCUUUUAAAAGGAAUCUUCCAGAUCUACCAUGGAUGGAUGAAGAAACAAGGGUAGCAGCUAAACAAAAGGCCAACGCCAUCAUAGAUUUGAUUGGUUUCCCAGACUACAUCUUGGACCCUGAGAAACUGGACGCAUCAUAUGAUGAGUUGGAGCUCAAUUCGAGUGAGUACUUCAUGAAUAACAUCCGGGUGCUGCAAUUCCAUGUCAAACGUCAACUGCAGCAGCUGAGAAAGACAGUAGACAGAGGACAAUGGGAGAUGACCCCACCACAGGUCAACGCUUACUACGCCCCGCAGAAGAAUGAAAUCGUAUUCCCAGCUGGUAUUCUUCAAGCGCCGUUUUAUGACAAAGAUUAUCCAAAAUCUCUGAACUUUGGUGGUAUGGGCGUGGUGAUGGGUCACGAGAUCACCCAUGCUUUCGACGACGCCGGGAGAGAGUACGAUAAAAACGGCAACCUCCAUCAAUGGUGGAAGAAUGAUACCAUCCAGAAGUUUAACGAUCAAACGGAAUGCAUGGUGGAUCAGUACUCCACAUAUGAAAUUUUAGGAAAUAAGGUUAAUGGCAGAAGGACGUUAGGAGAAAAUAUAGCGGACAACGGUGGAUUAAAGUCUGCAUAUCAUGCUUAUAUUGAAUGGAUACGAGAACACGGGGAAGAACAAGAGCUUCCUGCGUUAGGGUUAACGCAUAAACAGCUCUUCUUCCUGGGAUUCGCACAGGUUUGGUGCUCAACCUCAACUCCACAAGCAGCAAGGUUACAACUCCUUACAGAUGAACACACACCACCAAGAUAUAGGGUGAUUGGAACGUUAUCAAAUUCAGAAGAGUUUGCUGAGCAGUUCAAGUGCCCCGUAGGGUCGCGGAUGAACCCCAAAGAUAAGUGCGAGGUCUGGUGAGGUCAAAGGCCAGAGUUCAAAGAUUAGAGGUGAAUCGAGGCAGAUGCCCUGUACAUAAAUCUGUAUAUAGCUGUACACAUGUUCAGAGUAUACAUGGUCCUAGCACUGUACAUUGUAGGUAUUUUCUGCAAGAUUCCUGUCCCCCACACUUUAUAAUUUGACAAAGACAAGACGAAAAUGCAUUUUCUUCCUGUUAUCAUGAAGAAAGAAACUUUGAAAAUCUGCUUGUAGAUGUGUUUCAGGUGCUUUGAUUUUAAUUGAAAAGUUUUUAUUUUGCAAGUUAUGUGAUCAUGGUGCUGGAUCCCCCCCCCCCCCGUAAAAGUUUUGUUUUGUUUUUUAUGCCUUACUGCACAAACUACACAAAAUCUGUGAUCCAAGGAAAACGUUAAAAAAGUUCUACAUUUAUCUGUACUACAGUGUACUGCUGUCCUCAAAAGUUUCUUUUUUAAAUCAUUCAAAUGAUACAUAAGAUAAACUGUUUCUUGAUGAAAAUUAUUACUUUUUCCCCUAAUGAACAAACGGAAUAUGAUGUGGUCCAAAGUACUUUACCUCAAAUUUAUAAUCUCUUUUGUAUUAUUAGUUCUGUGUGAAUGUUUAACAAUACAUGUGUACCUCUGCUUUGGUAAGCCUUGUGCUGCAGUCACAUUUCCCCUACAGUGUCUGCACGGUGAGUCGAAGAUGGCCGUUUUACGGAUUUUUGUAUGAGCCACAUACAGGAAGCUGGUAAAAAUUAUAAAAGCGUUUGUUUUUUACUCGCCGCACUGCCGUCGUAAGGGAAAUGCGACUGCGCCAUUAGUUUGUGCCUACCACAAAAUAAGGCAGAGAGAAAAAAAAAGUUCCAGUUAUGAAAGAAUUCAAUCUAGCCUACAUUCCUCAAUUACAUUGAAUAACAUCCACUUUUUGAUAUUGAUUGUUGGCUUAUGAAUUAAGUUUAUUAUUGUACGGGUGCAAAAAAAUAUAAAAUACUUAUAGAAUUUUUAGUCAUUCACUUCCUAUUUCCUUUCCCCCUCUAUUGCUCAUAUUACUUUAAGUUUUCCCCAUAAGCAUUUUCAGAUUUUUUUCCAUCAUGACUAAUCAAUGAUUUCUAUGGAAUAUAUUAAGUUGCUUUUACAGUUUGAUUACUUUAAAAUCAAAUGAACGUUUGAUAUGUAUGAAGAUGAUCUCCACCAUGUUUCAUUUAGGAUGAUGUUGCAAGUGACACUUAUAAGCUACUUAAACUGCCAUUUGAUUUGGCAAUCACAAUCAAUUACAUGUAUCACCAAAUAUAAAAGUAGAAACCAAAUUAGACAAAUCUUCCUCAUUUUUGUAUAAAUUGUACAUAGUUACUAACUUGUAAAUACCAUGCACAAAAUAUGAGUUAUAAUUGAAUUUCUCAAUUCAGUAUAAGAAUGCUGACUAUUGCAAUUAUCGCGUUAUGCCACUACAUGAAAAUCUCAUGUAGGCCUAACUAUGACUAUGACAUUGCAUUUUUUCUUGUAUCUGCGUCCAAAAAUGUUGUGUCCUUGAUUUCAAAUUGUAUAAGCAAUUUCUCUGACCUUGCAGUAUAUUCUGUAAUUUUGAUUUAAUGGUGAAACAAGUGAUUGUCCUUGCUUGCUCUUCUUAGCAAUGUCAUCUUGAAGUUCUUGAAGUUUUUGAUGAAAUUACAUUAAUGUUUAACUGGUUACCAAAUGGUAUGUCGGAACCAUGUGUGUACUGUACUGGCCAAUGUACUUUUUAAGAUAGGACCUGUACAUGUAUUUUCUCAGAUUUGAAAGGAAUUUCUACAUUCUGACCAUCUAAUUCAUUCAUAAAAAGUAAAGUAAUUACUAAGUAUAGUGAUUCACAUUCCAAUAUACUGAAGUGAUUUGAUAUACUUCCGUUUGCAAAUGUGAGUAAAGAAAAAAAAAUUGCUCCUGGACCCCUUUACACAAAGCAUAGCAAUCGAUCGCGAGGCUGGUGUCUAUGAUUGUUGCAUUGGUUAUUGUGCAUGAUCAAUCGUUAAAAUCAAUCCCACGAUCGAUGGCUAAGCUUUUUGUGCCAGGGUCCUGGAAGGGUUUAAGUUCGCGAGGAAUAAUUCCUGAAAUAUAUCAAGGCUGAAUAAGAUAUCAAGAUAUUCUACUAGUGUAAAAGUUCUUUGAUUUGACACAAACGAAUAGCGCCAUCUGUUGAUGAGAUUGGGGAAAAGUGGGGCCAAGUCUCAUACCCAUAGUGCACCUUUUGCUACAGUGUAAACUUAAAAUCUAUCUUCAGGCAUUUUGUACAUUUUUGUGAGGAAUCUUGGCACUCCCUUUCCAAUAAUGUUCUUUACACAGCGCUACUUACUAUUGUCAAUGUACAUUUAGUAAGCCAAUGAUUAUUAUUCCACUUAUCAUUGAGUCUGAUGAUACCUUUGAUAAUGUGAUGUAUGUACACAUACUUACCCAAUACCCUUACAAGGUUAUAGCCCAAGCAGUAAAUCUACAUGUAUAUUAUGUCAUCGUCUUUAUGCAUUGUUUAAUUCAUAGUUCUAUAAUGACAUAUAACUGUAGGUUGUCAGGGGCGUAGGCUGGUUUGAGCAUGGGGAGUUGCACAUCCUUGAGAGAUGGAACUAAAGUGGUAUGUAGGGCGCACAUCUCGGGGAGGCGGAACUAAAGAUUGGAAAAUCAGCUGUUGAAAGCAGAAGAAGGGGUGCAAAUUUUGUUUUGCUUGCCAGUGUGAGAACUCCUCUGCCUACGCCCUUGGUGGUAUUGAGGAAAAGGAUUUUUUUGCAAUAGGAAAACUUUUUUCUCUUUUUUUUUUGCAAUUUGGGAGUAUGGAAACACAGCUUUGAUGCAAAGAUAAGAUGUGAUGUAACAAUGAGACAUUUGUGAAAAAAUGUAAAUUUUGUACAGAGUUGUGUAAAAUUUUUAUUAUAUACAUGUUUCCAGUGAAGGUUUUAUAUAGUACUAGUAUUAUUGUAGAAGAGUUUUAAGUAUUAAACAGAAAAAAAAAGUGUCUCAUGUUUUAUCGUGUAGAUAAGACACACAAGUAUUAUGUUUUAAAUACUUUAUAACAGAAAUGUGUAUCUCACCUGUUGAAUGGCAGAAGGAAUCCUAUGAGAGUGGAGUUAAGUCUGUCUGCCUCUCAAGUCAACUGAUGCUAUCCAUUGUUUCUAUUGAUUAUGGAAUGCUAUGUACGUGCAUGUGAAGUGAAGAUAGAAUUAUAUACAUAUUAUAUAUCUCAAAGAAUAUAUCGUUAUAUGGACAAAAAAUGUUUAUAUUAUUGUUGUAACGCUUAUAACCCAGUUUACUAUCUUUUUAUGUGUGACGAAAGUAUGUAAGCAUGAGUAUAUUUUAUUAAGAAAUUCCAUAUAUUGUAUUGUAUGUGUCACAGCUGAACAUUUAAAACUUGACAGAUGUAGAACUGUUAUUGGUACAUCUUUAGAAUUUUACAGAUAUGCCUUUAAUAUGUGAUAUUAAUUUGCAACGGUAAAAUGAUGGAACUCACUUUUAGGUAAAUUAAUGAACUUUUAUGUGUGUAAGAAUAUGUGCAAGAAAAGUACAUUAGGUUGGUAUGGCAGGGAUAUAGUCUAUGUCUUAAAAUGUGUGUAAUAUAAAAAUUGUUAUGAUUUUUAUUUUUCAUUCAUUUAUUUAUUUCAUUAUUUUGUUAUUCAUUACAUGAUGAAUCUACUUAUUAAAACAAAGCGCGUGCAUGCUCUACAAAGGCCUGACAUAGAUGUAGGAUAUCAAUUCCAGUAGUAUUCAUCAGAUCUGGACCCCGUCUUACAAAGAGUUACAAUUGAUCAAGUCAAACACAACAAUGGAAAGCCAGCAACAUCAGCAUCUAAAAUGCAUGAUUGUUCAAAAUAUUUUCUAGGUAUGAUGUAUAUUCAUACAUUCAUAUUUUUCUUGAAAAUUCAGUGUGCUUCUCUUUGUUUACAAAGGACAUUGUGCAAAUUUCCUAAAGAUAAAAUAAUGACAUUGAUGGAUUUCCAUAGAGUUGAGAUUGAUUGGAUCAAUCAUAAAUCUUUGUAAGACGGGCUCAGAUCUACAUACAAAGCGACACUGUUUGUGUGGCUAAUUAGAAGUAUGCCUGUAUGCAUUCAAGCAAUGUCAACUCUGCCUUCAGAAUAAUAUCUAUUUUUGUGCACUUUGCUGCCAUCUUUCCCUUUUACUAUUAUUAUAUAUUUUUAAUACUUUUUUGUUGCAUAAUUUCUGUACGAACAAGAAUUAAUGGAGUAAUUGGAUGGAAACCUUAAAAAUAAUAACAUGUUAUUCAAUGAUGAUAACUGGUUAGAAUCAACCUUGUCAUGAAUCCUCACACUUACAACUCUCACUUAAAGUUUGUUCUGGCAGUAUUCAUUAAUCGUUCAUAUCUUGUUUAUCGCUUGAUUUUACACCAGAGUUCGACUCCCUCGUGCAAAUGUCAUUCCUACUUUAAUAAUAAUCUCCAUGUCACAUGUGACUAAGGGAAGAUGCUCUACCUAAACCAUCUCAACGUUCAUUAAACAUUUAAACGCGGAUGACAUAGCUUUAGAAAGCUCCCCAUCUCUGAAAGGUCACAAGCAGUUAAAAGUCAGACAUGUAUGUAAAUGGUAUCAUAUUUGCUUGGCACCCUUUACGCGUCAUACUCAUCAUUUCACAUGUCCAAUUUGCCCCUGAGCUUCGCGCUACCUCUAAAAUCACCCCUCGGGCUAACUGGUGGGUGCCAGUAUAUAUCUUCGGAAUGAAAUUGACGUAGUAUCUUUGUCUCUACGGGUAGUGGUUCUGUUUUUAGUGGUUGUGCUGUAAAGGACUGUUGAGGGGGACUUUCUGGGCAGCUCCGCAGGGAUAGACAUUUUUGGUUGCACGUCAACAGGGUGAUGCCAGGACCAGGUCUCACAAAGAGUUAUGAUUGAUCUAAUCAAUCUCAACUAUAUAUGGAAACCAUCAACUGUAUAAUGCUUCAUGUAAAAAAUGUACACAAUGCCCCCUUUUGAACGAAGAGGAGCCGACCGCCUGGUCUAAACAAUGAUGAGUGCAUGUCAUAAUUAGAACACUUUAAUGGACUUAUGCAUUCUGGAUUUUUGCGCUGUUGGCUUUCCAUAGUUACGAUUGGUAGGUUCAAUCAAAACUAUUUCUAAAGUGGGGCUCAGAUGAUUCUUAACGUAAUAUGAUAGGUGUGAUGUUAGUUUUUGUCUUGCUUGAAAUAAUGCUAGGAUCUGUAACUAACAAAACAACAUGAAGUGUGCGUUCCAGGGGGCCGUUUCAUAAAGCUGUUCGUAAGUUAAGAACAACUAUAAGAAUGACUGGCGAUCCUUACAUGUAUGGUUAAUGAUUUUCACCAUUAAAUAUUAAUUGGGAAUAUUUAGCGCAUAAGAAAGGGUUACCAGUCGUGCGUUAAGUCAUUCAUAUCUUACGAACAGCGUUAUGUGUGUAUUUGAGUUUGUCAGACGUGUAUCAAUCAGAUAUGAUUAUUUACGUCUGGGACCGACCUUUAACGUCACCAUCCGAAAGACGUGACCAGGGCUCGAACCUCUGCAUCAAUUUGUAACUUCCCCACAGUUUGGAUUACAGGCGCACGCCACAACGCCCAGUUGAAACGUGCCCCAGGACUUAUGAACUGAUAUGAAUUAAAAUUUAUAGUUCGUUCAAAAUGUAUGUACCUUUAUCUUGCCAAAUUCAAACCAAGGAUAUAUUACACACGAUAUAUCAUGUUCAAACAAUUGCUUUUAGAUUUAAGCUAUACUUACUUUCUCAAUUUACACCAAAUAUUUUGCCGAAAAUACUUAGAUCUUUGUAGAAUUGUUGAAAGUACUAAACAGUUUUUAAUAUGUUAUGUGAAUCAACUUAAUUGUUUUACGUAUAAAAAGGUUUUAUAUUGCUUUUGGUUUGAUGAAGAUAUUAGAAUAUUAAUGCCAUCCAUCCACUUCAACGUAGUACUAAAUCGUGGUGAGUCAUGGCCGCAAGUAACAUCAGUAGCUUUUUUGUACUUUUUUGUGACAUUCCUAUUUCAUUCUGUCAGCUUUUACGAUGUGACUUUGUCUGAAUGCAGUUGUUUCUUAUUGUAAUCGAUUGUAUACUUGUUUUAAUAAAUUAUUGAUGUGCAAAAAAAAAAAUAU